AUGGAAAGAGAAUCUUCAUUAAAAGUAUGGGAAAAAAUGAAGAUUACAUUUGCAGCAGAAGAAAUUCCGGAAGAAAAUUUAAAGAGAACAAGUCCGUUGAUAAUUACAGUCACAGCUGAACGAGGAGAAAACAUUGUAAUGAAGAAGAACUCAGAAAUAUGGGCGGUAGAUAGAAUACUGAUAGAUACAGGAAGCCGAGUGGAUGUUUUAUUUUAUCGCACAUUCAAAGCAAUGGGAUAUGAGUAUGCAGAGAUGACACGUCCAACUUACAAUGUUCAUGGAUUCAAUAAAGCAAUCACAAAACCAAAAGGAGAAAUUGAGAUGCGAAUAUUAUUGGGAGAAGUAGUAACAAAGAUAACACUGUGUGUGAUUGAUAUAGAAUCACCAUACAACAUGUUGUUGGGAAGACCGUGGGUGCAUGGGAUAAAGGCUGUAGCAUCGACAUUACAUCAGUGCAUCAGGUUUCCAAUCCCAAGUGGUAUAGGUGAAAUCAAAGGAGAUGUGACGAGUGCGAAGAUUUGCAAUCAGAUAGAUGUAAGAAAUUAUGAAGGGAAAGCAAAGAAGCGAAACGAUCGCUGGAGAAAAGCAAAAGAAUUAAAAAGGGAGGAUGAAUUUCGGAUAUACAUGAUCAGAGCAAAAGAGGGAAAAGGAAUACCAAGUGAAGCACAAGCGAAGGAAGGUGGCCGGAUGAAAAAGAUUAAAGAACCAACACCAAUGGGAGAACCGAAGGAAAAUUUUAUCGCAGUGGAACCAACGAAAGAAAUAAAUGUUGGAUCAGAAGAAGAACCGAAAAUGUUAAAAAUAUGA
This is a messenger RNA of Papaver somniferum (opium poppy), 807 nucleotides long. RefSeq lists its product as uncharacterized. The record is from RefSeq and is a predicted model, not a curated record. The coding region runs from base 1 to 807 and encodes 268 amino acids. NCBI's taxonomy places the organism in Eukaryota, Viridiplantae, Streptophyta, Magnoliopsida, Ranunculales, Papaveraceae. The transcript has a single exon.